Myodes glareolus (Bank vole) is the source of this 4796-nucleotide messenger RNA. It is a transcript of the gene A1cf, whose product is annotated as APOBEC1 complementation factor. The record is from RefSeq and is a predicted model, not a curated record. Gene Ontology annotation, molecular function: RNA binding. NCBI's taxonomy places the organism in Eukaryota, Metazoa, Chordata, Mammalia, Rodentia, Cricetidae.
GAUACGGUGAUUAGAAUAUAACCAAAGUGACAUGCUGAAUUCGCCAUAAUCAAGGAACCUCUUUCCGGGUGGGGAACCUCAGGAAUUACUCAGUGAGCAACCCUAAUUAACCUGAUUUUUUGGUGAUAAUCACUCUCAAUGGAAUCAAAUCACAAAUCCGGGGAUGGAUUGAGCGGCACCCAGAAGGAAGCAGCCCUCCGCGCACUGGUCCAGCGCACAGGAUAUAGCUUGGUCCAGGAAAAUGGACAAAGAAAAUAUGGUGGUCCUCCACCGGGCUGGGAUGCUGCACCCCCAGAAAGGGGCUGUGAGAUUUUUAUUGGAAAACUUCCCCGGGACCUUUUUGAGGAUGAACUCAUACCAUUGUGUGAAAAAAUUGGUAAAAUUUAUGAAAUGAGAAUGAUGAUGGAUUUUAAUGGCAACAACAGAGGCUAUGCAUUUGUGACAUUCUCAAAUAAGCAGGAAGCCAAGAACGCAAUCAAGCAACUUAAUAAUUAUGAAAUUAGGAAUGGGCGUCUCCUCGGAGUCUGUGCUAGCGUGGACAAUUGCCGAUUAUUUGUGGGAGGAAUCCCCAAAACCAAAAGGAGGGAGGAAAUCUUAUCAGAGAUGAAAAAGGUCACAGACGGAGUUGUUGAUGUCAUCGUCUACCCAAGCGCGGCAGACAAAACCAAAAACCGGGGAUUCGCCUUCGUGGAAUAUGAGAGUCACCGCGCAGCCGCCAUGGCUAGGAGAAGGCUGCUGCCAGGAAGAAUUCAGCUGUGGGGACAUCCUAUUGCAGUAGACUGGGCAGAGCCAGAAGUCGAAGUUGAUGAAGACACGAUGUCUUCAGUGAAAAUCCUCUAUGUAAGGAACCUUAUGCUGUCUACCUCAGAAGAGACGAUUGAGAAAGAAUUCAACAGUAUUAAGCCAGGAGCUGUGGAACGGGUGAAGAAGAUCCGAGACUACGCUUUUGUGCAUUUCAGUAACCGAGAAGAUGCAGUUGAAGCAAUGAAAGCUUUAAAUGGCAAGGCGCUGGAUGGUUCCCCGAUUGAGGUGACCUUGGCCAAGCCAGUGGACAAGGACAGUUACGUUAGGUACACCCGGGGCACAGGUGGCAGGAACACCAUGCUGCAAGGUGAAUACACCUACCCUCUGGGCCAUGUUUACGACCCCACCACAACCUACCUUGGAGCUCCUGUCUUCUAUACCCCCCAAGCCUAUGCAGCCAUUCCAAGUCUUCAUUUCCCAGCUACCAAAGGACAUUUCAGCAACAGGGCCCUCAUCCGGGCCCCUUCUGUCAGAGAAAUUUACAUGAAUGUCCCUGUAGGGGCUGCGGGAGUGAGAGGACUGGGCGGCCGUGGGUAUUUGGCAUACACAGGCCUGGGUCGUGGAUACCAGGUCAAAGCAGACAAGCGAGACGCCAAGCUCUAUGACCUUCUGCCUGGGAUGGAACUCACCCCGAUGAAUCCCGUCUCUCUAAAACCACAAGGAAUUAAACUUGCUCCUCAGAUACUAGAAGAAAUCUGUCAGAAAAAUAACUGGGGACAGCCAGUGUACCAACUGCAUUCUGCCAUUGGACAAGACCAAAGACAAUUAUUCCUAUACAAAGUAACUAUCCCAGCACUGGCCAGCCAGAAUCCUGCAAUCCACCCGUUCACACCUCCGAAGCUAAGUGCGUUCGUGGAUGAAGCAAAGACAUAUGCUGCAGAGCACACGCUACAGACCUUAGGCAUCCCCACAGAAGGAGGGGACGCUGCGACUACAGCAGCCACAGCCACAUCCGCCACUGUGUUCCCAGGAUAUGCUGUCCCCGGUGCCACCGCCCCUGUGUCUGCAGCUCAACUCAAGCAAGCAGUGACCCUUGGACAAGACUUAGCGGCAUAUACAGCCUAUGAGGUCUACCCUACGUUUGCAGUGACUACCCGAGGAGAUGCGUAUGGAGCCUUCUGAAGAUUCCUUUCCUCUAAGAAUAAGACUCCCAGAAUGCUCAGUAGACAAUAUGAACCUCAAACCAGAUCCCUUGUGGUCAUAAGUCAUACCUUUCCCAAAGCAAUGCCUCUCCUGAGACGCCAGGACUUACUGUAUUACUCAUGAAAUGUGAAUCUUAUUCUUCAACAAAAUCAAAUCUAAGGAGCCUUUUGCUUCAAGGAAAUAUGAAGAGCCACUAACAGCAAAAGUUAUUCUUCCAAAGAUCCCUAGUGUCUCAGGAAGGUGUUAAAACCCUAACAAAUUAGUGUAAGCUCACUUAGUACCAGGAACUGGGGCCCAGGAUGAGCUAGGCAGUCAGCAACAAGGCAUAGACAGGAAAACUUCUGUCUCGGUCACUGGCUCAGAGCUGCUUCGGCACUCACAAAAUCAAGAGGCCAUAGGAAAGCAGGAGGCUUUGUAAGAGGUAUUCACCGUCGCCAACAAUGUAGGGUAAGCCCAGGCCUAAGCUCAUUAAAACUGUCUGAAAUGUCAUAGAUCUCAUUAUCACUUUUGGUCUGGAAAUUGUCUCCCCUCAAUAUGUCAAAGAUCAGCAUCUUCCUAUACCUUCAGCCUCCGGGACUUCCUAGAAAUCAAUAUGAUGUGUUUCAAAUAUGCUUGAGACAAUCUAAGCCCUGUAUUUAUUCAACACCGUAAACCACUCUUUUGCUUGAAAAUCCCUGCCCAAGGCUGUUCGAACCAUAGAAGCUAUCCCAACACCAAGCACUACAGUGAAAAACGACUUUUUCUCAUCUGGAAAUCUUUACAUGUCCAUACUAUUUUCUGUUAUCCCAGACUCAUUUUGCUAAACUCAAACACUGGUAAAGUAAAUCAGAUAUACAUAAUACACUAUGAUAUUUUCAUAAUCAGAAACUGGCCAAAAAAGUCUUUUCAAAGACAAAAGGGAACUUGCUUUGCUUCUCUCACUCUAAGGCUAGGCUGACCUCAAAUUUGUGAUCCUCUCGCAUCCCCGUGCUGAGAUAGUUGAUGCACAACACCACACCCAGCUCCAAACAGUUAUAUUAACUUGAGGUUAACUUCAAAUUCUCUACCUAGUUCAUAUUAAAUCCACCAAGAAACAUUGCCCUUUUAUUCUUUUGAUCUUCUUUCAAUAUGUGCAGAACAGCUGGGGAAGAGAGGAGAGAGAGCAUGUAGGCACCUGCUUGAGCUUGGGAGUGGGUGGAGCUUGUCUCUUAAAGGGACCUUUGCACCUGCAUAUAGUCAGGGAACUGGCUGCCAUAUGCUGAGGGGUGACUGUGCCAGGUUCCCAAGGGGCACCAGGAUACUAACAAUGGUUGUUAAGAGACCAUCCCUUCAGAGUUUAGUAAAAGUGCUACUUGCCAAAAUGUUCCUGAAUAUUCAGAACAUCCGAUAGUGAUGGGAUGGGGGUGAUAGGGCCAGAGAUGAAGGUUAAAAGGCCGUGAUGCUUUGAUACAGAGCAUGUAUGUUCAAAACAGAACGUCAAAAUCCAGUACUGAAUCAAAACACUUUACUCCCAUUUUUAUUAGCGAUUUAGGGGACAUAGCAUUAGAACUCCCAUUUUAAAAAAAAGAAUGACCCAUAUGAAAGUCUGUGGAACUCAAGGGCAAACAAACACAAAGGUGCAGAAAAUAUUGUCAACUCCUUAAUGGAACUCUGGAAUCUAAAAUCAGGACAGAUUCCAAUCAGAGCCAGGGAAAUGUCAAUCAUGGUUGAAUGUCUGAGCACCUUCUGGUUCUAGGAGUUCCAACUGGGCAUCUAAAGCCAAGCCCCUCCCGCUGAAACUCUGGAAGGCUCUGGAUUUUCUGGUUCAUACUUUCUUCCUCGGAUCGUUGUGUCACUGAGCAUAGGAACAUCUGAAUUUGGUGGCACAUCCAAAAUACCUGAUAGGGCGCGUGCCAAUUAAGUGAGAGUGUCGUGGCGUGCAGGCCUGACCUCUGCCUCCCUGGGGCUGGUCUGUGUAGUACGGAGUGGACAGACGGAAUGAUUUGGGGGGUGGGUGGCUAUUACUUUGUUAUAGUAACAUAUAGAGAAGAUUUUUGGAUUUCAUUAGAAUACAUUUAUAGUGUCCAUGUGUUGCUACCCUGAUAGGCCAAGUUUGGGUGUAAUGACCUUGGAUCAAGAGAAAAAAUGGAUUGUCAUUUUGGGUGGAGGUGUUGUUGUUGGACUUGAGUUGUUUUAUGCUAUGGUCUUUGUUUUCCUUUUCUUUCUUUCUUUUUAAACAUCUUUAGGACAGACUCUAUUUAUGCAGCUCACGCUAGCCUCAACCUCUUCAGUCUCCUGUCUUUGGCUGGCACCACAGGCUUGCCCCACCACAUCUGCCCCAAAGAUGAGCUUUGAAAAGAUCAAGUAUCAAACCAAAGGCUAGUUUUGCAUAUCAUUCAUAUUUUAGAUUAGUGAAUAAGCAGUAACACUGCCUGCCUUUCUGACUUCUAAUCCAUUUUUCUGGUUCUUCUCUGCAUACUUCUUAGUUCUUCAUUAAAAAAAAAAAAAAACCUUCAAAUCAGCAGGGCAACCAAACGAAACAGACAAAAGACCCCGAACUGAAUCACCAUUGGAAAAUCUAACAAAUUAGCGUUUGGUUUCUUACAGUCUGGCAAGUAGUAGUGUGUUGAUAAAAUCUGCUGGAUGUUACUUGGAAUAGAGGAAAUGGAACCGGGUGAAAUGGAGCCUCUCUUUGUCCCCUGUCAACUGCUGUCCGUUCUCGGAUGGCUGUUUUUCCAUCCCACAUCCUCAGUAAAUCAAGAGGAGCAACAGCUACUGCAGUGGACAGAAACUGCCCUAGGGGACUUAAGGUGUGUCCAGCAGUCAACACAAGAUCCUGCCAAAUGGACUUCUCAAAAUGCGGCUGGCAAACUACCUCAUAUAAGAAAACA